AUGCCUUUUCCCAAACGCCGUGCUCUCAACGAUAUGCAUCUUCAUACUGUACUGCAAAUCCUAGAGUUAUGGAACUACAUCUCUUCCUACCCUGCAUGUGCAGACCUGCCUAUUCUUCGAGCAGUCAUGGCAGAACACCGCGGCUUCCUGGGGAGCUUGGAGACCACAAAAGUCUCAGGCCCGAUCAGACUCUCCAUAACCAAACAAAGCUUGUCGGCGGAGAGCUUCGCGCAUCCGCCACAGCUCAAUCUACUUAGGUACAGGAUCUUCCAAGUGAUUGGCAGGAUCAGGGAUACAUGGGCAGCUGUUCUCUCGAGACCUCAUGAUGUGGAUCUGUUGAACCUCCAGGGUUCAAUGGCUUGCUAUGAUAAUCUCCUAUCUGAUCUCGAAGGACAGCAACGGCUUGUGGCUGAAGAUGCAGUCAUUCAUGUCAAGAUUAAGCGCCGGCGAUCUCCAUCGCCCCAGUCCAGUCGCAAACGCCACAACGGUGGAGAUCAAUAUACAGACAUACUCUCAAGUCAAGCCUUACGCAUGCCAAGAAAUCAAUACUGCCGAGACGACGUGUUUCGUGGGCUUUUGGCGAUGAGUUGCGGGCAGAUCAAUCGCCCCGAUGCCACCACACACCCCUAG
Molecule: messenger RNA, 630 nt
Organism: Fusarium keratoplasticum
Lineage: Eukaryota; Fungi; Ascomycota; Sordariomycetes; Hypocreales; Nectriaceae
Exons: 2
Coding region: 365-586 (73 amino acids)
Source: RefSeq, a predicted model, not a curated record